UCAGAAUUCAGUUGAUUGCCAGUCAAACAGAGAACGCAGCAAUAUUAUUUUUUAAAAUGGCUAAUAAUACUGCAUCAGAUUGCAUUGAGACAGACAUCAUUUUGGAAAACUAUUACCUUCCGACAAUGUACAGCAUAGAAUUUAUUUUGGGGCUGGUUGGGAAUGUAAUUGCUAUCUGUGGCUACAUCUUCUGCCUGAAGGACUGGAAAAGUGGCAACAUCUACCUCUUUAACCUGUCCCUGUCAGACCUGAUCUUUCUAUGCACCCUGCCCAGACUGGCGAUGACCUAUGCCAAUAAUAAGAAGACGGUGUCGUCUAGCUAUUUCUCCCUCAGUAACAGGUACAUCCUGCACCUAAACCUGUAUUCAAGCAUUCUCUUCCUUACCUGGAUCAGCAUUGACAGAUACUUGCUUUUGAAGUUUCCAAUGAGACAACAUAUUUUACAAAGAAGGAGUGCUGCAAUUUGCAUUUGCCUUUUAAUUUGGGUACUGGUCACACUGCAAAUAGUGCCAAUCCUUACCUUUAUUAAUAACAAUGAUGGCAACAGUACAGAAUUCAAUGAUUAUGCAAGUUCCGGUGAUCCAUUUAAAAGUCUAAUUUACAGUCUUUCUCUUACUGUCACUGGCUAUCUUAUUCCCCUGACCGUCUUGAGCAUUUUCUAUGUAAAGAUAGCCACAUUUCUGAAGAUUAAAGACAGUCAGUUUCAGCAUGCUGUGUCAUUUCAACGACCCAGAGCACUUGUUUGUCUGGCGGUUGUUAUUUUUCUCUUGCUCCUAACACCAUAUCAUGUCAUGAGAAAUGUUCGAAUUGCCUUAAGAAUGAGAACAGACUACACAAAAUGCACAGUGAUUCUGAUAAACAGCUUGUAUAUCAUAACUCGACCGAUUGCCUUCUUGCACAGUGUUAUCAACCCCCUUUUCUAUUUUUUGAUGGGGGAUCGUUUUAGAGAAGCACUGUUGAAAAAAAUAAGAGGUGUUUUUGAAAGAAGCUCAGAAGUUGAAAUGGAACAGAUAUAGAAAGGUGUAGCUUUCUUGUAUAUUUAUUUAACAACAAUACAGGUUGAACUCUGUCCUGCAUGAGAGGCGAUUCAGGCCACACUAUUAGCAUUCUUUUAUGUCUCAGCCUGGUACAUAUCAAGGGAACCUGGAAAUGUGCAAAGCUUGAAUUUUUACUUUAUGAUGUCAUUGGUUGAACUUCACACAGUACUGUAGUGAUAAAACUGUAGCUGAAAGUAAAACCACAAUUUUUGCAUACUUUUUCUUUUACUUUGUUAACAGUGGAACUCAUGAUGUUCAUAAAUCAUAUUUGAAUUUGUAUGAGGUUAUAAUGUACACAUCCAUCAAUGAUAGAGCACAUUCACAAUGAACUAGAGCCAUGGUGUUACAUGGCAAUGUAAUGGCUCUACAGUUCCCAUCUAUAGGUAAUUAUCUUUUUUUUUUUUUUGUGACGGUCAUAUAGCAGUAAAUCCUUAAGGAUGGGUAUCUCAUACAUGCAAUAUACAAAACUAUUUGCAUGCCCAGUGCUACAGAAUAUUACAUAUACAGCUGUAGUCAAAAGUUGACAUACCCCAAUGGAAAAUUGUAAUUUCUAGACAUUUCUCGAAAACAAAUAAUUAUAGGAAAAAUCUUUUGUAGCAAAGUUUUGCUUUUGUGGACGAGGCAAAAAAGUUACAAGAAAUAGAUGUCUACAAUUAUUUAUUUGAGCAAUUGUUUUGCAAAACUCCAAAAAAUGCAAAUUCAAAAGUAUUCAUAACCUGACAAGGAAAAUGAAAUUAAUAGCUAGUAGCUAGUUGAGGCACCUUUAGCAAUAAUAACCUCUUUUAACGAUUAGGACAUUUGUCAAUGAGCUUUUGGUAUGAUUCUUUAUUGAUUUUUGAUCAUUCUUCAAUGCAGAAUUCCAUUGGGGUAUGUAAACUUUUGAGUACAGCUGUGUGUGUGUGUAUAUAUAUAUAUAUAUAUAUAAUAUUGUUACGUAACUGAUUUAUUAAAAUGUUUGGAUAUACUGAAACUUGAUUGAUUACUGCCUUGUUCACAGUCAUCAUA
This is a messenger RNA of Acipenser ruthenus (sterlet), 2042 nucleotides long. RefSeq names its product succinate receptor 1-like. Gene Ontology annotation, cellular component: plasma membrane. The record is from RefSeq and is a predicted model, not a curated record. Gene Ontology annotation, molecular function: G protein-coupled receptor activity. The coding region runs from base 57 to 1016 and encodes 319 amino acids. The transcript is spliced from 2 exons. Gene Ontology annotation, biological process: G protein-coupled receptor signaling pathway. NCBI's taxonomy places the organism in Eukaryota, Metazoa, Chordata, Actinopteri, Acipenseriformes, Acipenseridae.